AUGUUCGACAAGGUCGCCGUGCAAAGGAUGAGCAGCGGGGAGGUGGUGUUGGGUGGUGUGGAUUGGGCCAUUUGUCCAUCUCGAGUCCUUCAUUGCUGCUGGCUCUUUGGAGCUAGCUCGUCCCGUCGCGGGACAGCCGGGCAGGUCCUUGGUCCUCCACCAGGUCAGACUAGGGUCCCAGCACAAGUUUGUGCAAAGUGGGAUGUCGAACGGCCCCUGCACAUUGUAUUAGGUUAUUGUGGACACGGCUCCCAGAACGAGCGUAUUGGCAACCCAACCAAGGCAAGCUCGAUGGGGGGAGGAGCUCUUUCUGUCACUUGUCCUCGAGUCGGGUUAAGGACCAGACCGGCCGUGGAAGAGCUCCACAGAAGCAGGGCCGCAAACUUCUGUGGCACCUCUGUCUGUGCGGCUGCAGGCGCUGCACUGAUGCGUACAGCGCAUGUCGCCUUAUACUUCGGGGGAGCUUUCACAAUUUUAUUCCCCUGUUGGUUUCUCAUCAUCCAGCUCGGACGUCUUUAUUUUGUUUUAGUGAGACUGGAUCCGCCAGAUAUUAGGGGUGUGGCUCUGCUCUGUCUGAAAAAAAUGCUUUCACAAAAGGGCGCUCGGACGGCGGUUGUUCCGACGAGCUAA
Messenger RNA from Pyricularia grisea, 630 nucleotides. RefSeq lists its product as uncharacterized. The coding region runs from base 1 to 630 and encodes 209 amino acids. The record is from RefSeq and is a predicted model, not a curated record. Lineage: Eukaryota; Fungi; Ascomycota; Sordariomycetes; Magnaporthales; Pyriculariaceae. The transcript has 4 exons.